This is a messenger RNA of Abrus precatorius (Indian licorice), 849 nucleotides long. RefSeq lists its product as uncharacterized. NCBI's taxonomy places the organism in Eukaryota, Viridiplantae, Streptophyta, Magnoliopsida, Fabales, Fabaceae. The record is from RefSeq and is a predicted model, not a curated record. Bases 1 to 849 code for a protein of 282 amino acids. The transcript has 2 exons.
AUGGAAAAAUUGCUGAGAUCAAAAGAGUACUGGAGCGUGGUGGAGCAAGGCUAUGAAAAGCCUAAAACACUGGAGUCACUCACAGGAGUAGAAUGUCGAACCUUGGAGGGGCAAAAGCUAAAGGACUUGAGGGCCAAGAAUUAUCUGUUUCAAUCUAUUGAUAAGAAUAUUUUGAAAAUGAUCACCAACAAAGCCACCUCCAAAGCACUCUGGGAUUUGAUGAAGCAUAAAUAUCAGGGGAAUGCUCGAGUUCAACAAGCUCAACUCCAAAGGCUACGCAGAGAGUUUGAACUUCUAGAAAUGCAAAAUGGUGAGUGCGUGAAUGAUUAUAUCUCUAGAGUCAUGAUACUUGCAAAUGACAUGAGAGGAGCAGGAAAGACCAUGGAUGAUGGACAUAUUGUUGAGAAGAUUCUGUGCACACUGUCUGACAAAUACAAUUAUAUUAUAUGCUCAAUCAAAGAAUCCAAAGAUAUCAAUGAGAUGACAGUAUAUGAGCUGCACAGUUCAUUGCUUAUACAUGAACACAAGAUAAAACGGAAGGAAGUGAUUGAACAAGCAUUGAAGGUUACAAGAGACAGCUCUGCUCUACAUGCUGAUGAACAAUUCGGUAACAGAAGCAGAGGGCGUGGAGAACACACAGAGCUUGAUGAAGGAGAAGAGAUGUUGCUUAUGUCAUAUGUGGAAAUGCAAGGAGCCACACGAGAUGAAAUAUGGUUUCUGGACUUUGGAUGUAGUAAUCACAUGAGUGGAGAUAGGAAAUGGUUCACUGAGCUUGAUCAUUCUAUCAGACAUAGUGUUAAGCUGGGAAAUGACUCCAAAUUGAAUGUCAUGGGAAAAUGCAGCAUUUGA